AUGAAUUUAGAAUUAUUACCUAACGAAAUGUUUCUUACAUUGUUCGAGUAUUUCAAUGGUAUCGAUCUUUUUCGUGCAUUUUAUAAUCUCAAUUAUCGUUUUAACAAUCUUCUUUACAAACAAUUUCGAUUCUAUUGUUUCAAAUUUCAAUCCAUAUCAAAACGUAAUUUCGAUAUGAUAUGUCAACAACAUUUACCAUUUAUUGCUGAUAGAAUUAUUACACUUCAUUUAUCUAAUAGUUAUGAUACUCCAAAUCAAAUUAAUCUAUUCCGUUCUUAUAUAUCAUCAUUCAAUCAAUUCACUCGAUUGCAAUCGCUAAAACUAUUCCAUCUUAACUCACAUCAAACAUUGUUGAAAAUUCUAACCGAAUGCCGUUAUCUCAAUAAUCUUACUGAUUUAAAUCUUCACUCUUGUUCUUUUCAAAAUGAUCAAGUUGUUCUUCAAUCAAUUGUUGAUCAAAUUUGGAGUUUACCAAAACUUACUAAUUGUUAUUUUGACAUUUCCAUCGCAAGACAACAUAGUGUUUGUCUGCCAAAGAUUAUUUCGUCAUCACUUGAAUGUAUAACUAUAUUUUAUCAUGAAUUUGAAAUAAAUCAGAUAAAUCAAUUGUUGGAAUAUACACCUCGUUUAAAACGUCUUUUAGGGUGCUAUUUAACUUCAAUUAAUGAUAACUAUAUAGCAUAUCCAUUACCAACACUAAUUGAUUUGAAAAUUAGCUUUUAUUCUGGUGACAUUUCGAAACUCAUUAUCUUCUUACAGAAUGUUCCGAAUUUAUGUCAUUUAGAUAUCAACAUAUUUACUGAACGAAUUGAUGGUUAUCAAUGGGAAAAAAUCAUUCGUAAUUAUUUGCCCAAAUUGAAAACAUUUAAACUCAAAUGCAGAAUGACAUUUAUUGAGCGAAAUUUAAAAAAACAGGUAGAUAAAUUAAUUAAUUCAUUUCGAACUUCAUUUUGGAUUGAUGAACAUAAAUGGUUUUUCCGAUGUUUUACAUAUCGAAAACUAUUUAUUCAUUUUUAUACUCUAUCUCAUCCAUUAGAUUAUCAUUUUGAACGUAUUGAUGAAAAAUGUAAAUUGACAUGUCCUCAGGAAGAUUAUCAUCAAGUUUUUAAUAACACGACCAAGAUCUAUGAUAUGAAACUCUUUAAUCAACCGAUUCCAUCUCACAUUCGUUUUCUCAACAUUAAGUAUCUUCAUAUAGAAUUUCCUAUUAAUGAUAAAUUUUGGUUUAUUGUUCCAAGUUUAAAUCGACUACGUUCGCUCAAUGUAUCAUCCUAUGCUGAUAGUUAUCAAUUACAAUUACAAACUUUAUUGGAUCGAGCAUCUCAUCUUGAAACAUUAACAAUCAGUCAAGAUGGAUCAUUAUCUGUGCAACUAUCAUUAUUAAAAUGUACGACUACAUCAGUUCGUAGAUUCCAUUUAGGAAACUAUAAUCAUUGUUUCAAUAAGGAACAAUGUAUUACAUUAAGUCGUUCACCUCUGAUGGUUCAAUGUGAAGUUCUUUCUAUUGAAGUUGAUGAUCCUGAAUGCAUCAUUAAUCUUAUCAAAAAUAUGACUCAUCUUCGAUCGUUAUAUGUUUAUUGGGAUGAUAAAAAGAAUUCCCUACGGUUAUUUCGAACAACCAACGAUGUUGAAUCUUACUAUAGAAAUUCACUAAGCACGGAUGAAGUUAUUCAAUGCUUGAAAGUUCGUUUGCCGUCAAGAUGUUCAAUUGUCAAAGUGCUAGAUUAUACCAAUCAUAUUCACAUAUGGAUCUAA
Molecule: messenger RNA, 1755 nt
Organism: Rotaria sordida
Lineage: Eukaryota; Metazoa; Rotifera; Eurotatoria; Philodinida; Philodinidae
Source: the annotation of a GenBank genome assembly